Messenger RNA from Setaria italica (foxtail millet), 1697 nucleotides. Its product is annotated as 7-deoxyloganetin glucosyltransferase. The record is from RefSeq and is a predicted model, not a curated record. Gene Ontology annotation, molecular function: UDP-glycosyltransferase activity. The coding region runs from base 107 to 1582 and encodes 491 amino acids. The transcript is spliced from 2 exons. Lineage: Eukaryota; Viridiplantae; Streptophyta; Magnoliopsida; Poales; Poaceae.
CGCUAUCUACUUCUACAACCUACCAGUUGGCUACAGAGACACUUCAAUCUCUGGUAUAGAUCUUACACGUGCACAACCAAAUCCUAGCUCAGACGCGCGCGGCAGCAUGAGCGGCACAAGUACUCCGACGGCGGCGGGCGAGAAGCCGCACGUCGUGUGCAUGCCGUUCCCGGCGCAGGGGCACGUGACGCCGAUGAUGAAGCUGGCCAAGAUCCUCCACGGCAGGGGCUUCCACGUCACCUACGUCAACUCCGCGUACAACCACCGCCGCUUCGUCCGCUCCCGUGGCGCCGGCGCAGUCGCGGGCCUCCCGGGCUUCAGCUUCGCCACCAUCCCGGACGGCCUACCGCCGUGCGACGCGGACGCCACGCAGGACACGGUGGCGCUCUGCUACUCCACCAUGACCACCUGCCUGCCCCACUUCAAGGCCCUCCUCGCCGACCUCAACCGCCGCGCGGCCGCCGGCGAUGCGCCCCCAGUGACGUGCGUGGUGGCGGACGGCUGCCUCACCUUCAGCAUCGACGCCGCGGCGGAGCUCGGUGUGCCGUGCGCGCUGCUGUGGACGGCCAGCGCGUGCGGCGCCCUGGCCUACCACCACUUACGCCUCUUCGUGGACAAGGGCCUUGUCCCUCUCAAAGACGCGGAGCAGCUGACGAACGGGUUCCUGGACACGCCGGUGGACUGGGCGCGCGGGAUGAGCAAGCACAUGCGGCUCCGAGACUAUCCGAGCUUCCUGCGAACCACGGACCCCGGCGACAAGAUGCUCGAGUACGGGCUCCACGAGAUGGAGCACUGCAAGGACGCGGCCGCCAUCAUCUACAACACCUUCGACGAGCUGGAGCAGCCGGCGCUCGACGCCCUGCGGGCCGACUUCACGCCGGCGGCCUACACCGUCGGCCCGCUCAGCCUCCUCGCCGAGCAGCUCGUCCCGGCGGGCGGCCCGCUCGACGCGCUGGGCUCCAGCCUCUGGAAGGAGGACAGCACGUGCCUCGAGUGGCUCGGCGGCAGGUCAGCGCGGUCCGUGGUGUACGUCAACUACGGGAGCAUCACCGUGAUGACCAACCAGCAGCUGCUGGAGUUCGCGUGGGGCCUGGCGGGCAGCGGCUACGACUUCCUGUGGGUCAUCAGGCCCGACCUGGUGGCCGGCGACGCCGCCGUGCUGCCCCCGGAGUUCAUGGAGGCGACGCGGGGGAAGGGCCUCCUGGCGAGCUGGUGCCCGCAGGAGGCGGUGCUGCGGCACGAGGCGGUGGGUGUGUUUCUGACGCACAGCGGGUGGAACUCCACGCUGGAGAGCCUCUCCGGCGGGGUGCCCAUGCUGUCGUGGCCCUUCUUCUCCGAGCAGCUGACGAACUCCCUGUACAAGCGGUUGGAGUGGGGCGUGGCGUUGGAGGUGGGCGGCGACGCGCGGCGCGACGUGGUGGAGGAGAGGAUAAGGGAGGUGAUGGCCGGGGAGAAGGGGAAGGAGAUGAGGAAGAGGGCGGCGGAGUGGAAGGAAGCCGCUGCGCGAGCGACGCGGCCCGGGGGCAGCUCGUUCAACAACCUGGACAGGCUGAUCAAAGAUGUUCUGCUCAAAAGGAGUUAGAGGCUCUUAUAGCUUGCACUGUCGAGCAAAUUUCAGAAUAUUUUCCUGGGAAUGGUCUGUAACUCUGUACAUCAUGUUGUGGUAAAUUAAGUUUGAAAUUCAUGCAUUCAAAAUA